Messenger RNA from Endocarpon pusillum Z07020, 1440 nucleotides. RefSeq lists its product as uncharacterized. Gene Ontology annotation, cellular component: Cdc73/Paf1 complex; large ribosomal subunit. Gene Ontology annotation, molecular function: protein binding; structural constituent of ribosome. The transcript has 5 exons. The coding region runs from base 1 to 1440 and encodes 479 amino acids. Lineage: Eukaryota; Fungi; Ascomycota; Eurotiomycetes; Verrucariales; Verrucariaceae. The record is from RefSeq and is a predicted model, not a curated record. Gene Ontology annotation, biological process: translation.
AUGGCGACAUCACGAGUUUUCACAGCAUCCUCGAUGCUCUCUCGGUUUGUUUCUCCUCGCUAUACAGCCUUCCAAACCGCCUCUAGUCCUAUGCUUCGAUAUAUCUCCAACUCGCUACAUCCUGUUGCGACCCUAUCAAUACCAGCAAUAUCGUUAAAUGUUCCAGGUCUGUUAAAAGAUAUCUGGGAAGGAGUACUUCGAGCAGUGCCAAAGAAGAAAACUUCUCACAUGAAAAGGCGGCAUCGACAGCUAGCUGGCAAGGCAUUAAAAGAUGUCAAGAGCAUAAAUUCGUGUCCUGCUUGUGGUGAACCAAAGCUAUUACACCACCUAUGUCCAAACUGUGUCGCGGAGAUACGUAAAGAAUGGGGAGAAGCGGAACGACGGGCAGAAAGACAGACAGGAGAGCAAGCAGAGGAGCAGACAGAAAAGCAGGCAGAGGAGCAGGCAGAAAGACUGUCGAAGCAAUAUCUCACUACCCACAUUAUCGACAAUGCUCACCCGAUCGACAUCUACACACUCGCCGUGACUCCCAGUCAAAUCCUCUCCGCCUCCGGCUCCUCCAGCAUCAAAAUUCACUCGACCACAACUUCCGAUUUCCCCAUCGCGCAAGUCCUAAAAGAUGUCCAUCCACUCGGCUGUCACCACCUCGCUACAAGUCAUGAUGGUUCUAAAGCGAUAAGUGUUGGAUUUAGUGGGGAGGCGAAGGUGUGGAGGUACGGAGAAGGGAUGUGGGUUGAGGACGGGGAACUGGGAGGACUGAGUGGAGACGACGGUGAAGGGGAGAAGAAAAAGAACGGGAAGAAGACGAAGCUGAAGGUGGGCGAAAUGUGGGCAGUGGCUUUGAGUGAAGAGGGGAGAUACGUUGCAGCGACAAGCUAUGAUGGGAGGAUUGGUGUCUGGGAUCUGCUCACCGAGCAGAGGAGGAAGAUUCGGCAGUAUGAGACUAAGGGUAGUUUUGGGCUGUGCGUCGACAUGUCCGCCGAUGGAAGGUUUACUGCCUGUGGGCAUGAAAGUGGGAAUGUCUACAUCUUCAGCAAUGACACGGGCCGCUUGUUGCAUUCGCUGCCUGGACUCGUCAAGCCCGUACGAGCAGUGGCUUUUUCACCAGGAGGGAAGCUUCUAGCUGCUGCAGGUGACGCGAGGCUAAUCGGCCUCUACGAUAUCAACUCAGGCGAGCAAGUGGCCAAUCUGACAGGACAUGGAUCGUGGAUCACCUCGAUUGACUGGAGUCAUACAGGGGAGUACCUGCUCAGUGGAUCUCUGGAUGGCAAGGUCAAGGUCUGGACGGUCGACCAGAAGAUGUGCGUCGCCACACACUCAGAGACGGAUAAGGGGCUUUGGAGUGUCAAAUGGCUUCCAAAGGUAGGGAGGAAUGAAGGAUUCGCAACGGCCGGCUCUAACUGCAGCAUUGCGUUCUAUCGCGAGGCGAGUGGAGGAUGA